UAUAAGGUGUGUAAAAAAAAUGUGUGCAAUGAUCUCUGUUUUCGUCCAGAUCUCAAACAAGUUUCAGACAAAAUGAAUGAGGAAACGUCUCAGCAAAUAGUGAAACAAAUGUACAAAACGUUGAUAGAAAGCUUGACAUUGGACACCCGACUGAACAUCGAGGCUGUACCGUCCUACGCCAUUGAGAUCCUCUCAAAGAUCAGCCCACGUUCCAGGAAAACCUAUGACGGUUCAGCUAUUUUCAUCCCCGAUGCCAUCGAGGGCGCCCGUGUGUUGGACAUUGGCUGUGGAGGUGGAAGUCUGUCUUUUGUUUUGUCCAAGCUCGUUGGUCCAGCUGGAUACGUCGUUGGAGUUGAUUUUUCUGAAGACUUCAUCCAACUCUGCCAAGAAGAGACAGCCUACCACAUGAAGGAAUGGGGCUACAGUAAACCCAACUGUGAGUUUAUAUGCUCGGAUGUCGAGAAGUUACUGGACUUUCAACUUGAGCCCUUUGAUGUGAUCGUUUCAAAUGGACUCAUGUGUUUGGUUCACAACAAGGGGAAAGUAAUUCAGAUUAUUUCUCGUUUACUGAAGGAAGGUGGAGAAUUCUACAACAGUGAUAUCUUCUCUGAUACUAAGCAGUGUGAGGAGGUCAAAGCGACUCCACUUUUUUGUUGCUACGGACUCAGUGGUGCCAUGGUGUGGUCUGACCUGAAAGAGUUGACAGGCCCAUAUGGGUUCUCAGACCCUUACCUGUUGUACGCCGCUGACACCUUCCAGUUUGGCACCGAGAAAAACAAGCUGGAUCUAAGAGGAGUUAGCUACGUGUGUGCUGUAUACAGACUCAUAAAGCUAGUCCCCGAAAGUACUGGACAAGGAGCCAUAGUGUCCUACAAUGGGAACUAUGAAAAAAGCCAGGACUUUUUAAAAUGGGAUGUUGAUACGAUAUUCAAGAAAGAUGUCCCUAUAAAGAUUGAUGGAUAUUUUGCAAGCCUCUUGGCUAAAACCAAAUUCGCAAGAUUUUUUACUUUUGAAAAAUAUGAAGGGCAGCUUAUUUCAAAGAGGAACCAGAAUCCAUUCUCCUAUUUAAAAGAAUUGCGUGAAAGUGGAUCAGCCUAUCCAAAACCAAUUUUUCCUAUGGAUGAAGAACACAAUAAAUAUUAUGAAGAUGCAAUUAAAAGCGUGAUUUGAGAAAACUUGAUGUUAUGAAAUUUCCUUCAAGUUUCGUAGUUAAUAUUUCCUGAUCUUUCUUCUUUAUAUGGGAGACGACUCGAAAUUAAUGUGAAUUUUAUAUUUUCUUAAUUUAGCCUAUCUUUCAAUUUAUUUAAAUACAUAUUAACCAUAAUGCAUUUACUGUUUUUAGUUUUAAUAUAACACAAUGUUUUGAUGUUCUUCUACGCAAAAUGUACGAGAUAAAAUUAUACUUAAAUAUCACUUCACAUCAUUUUCGAUUUUAUUUUUGUUGAAUAAA
This is a messenger RNA of Physella acuta, 1450 nucleotides long. Its product is annotated as arsenite methyltransferase-like. Lineage: Eukaryota; Metazoa; Mollusca; Gastropoda; Physidae. The record is from RefSeq and is a predicted model, not a curated record. Gene Ontology annotation, molecular function: methyltransferase activity.